Closterium sp. NIES-65 is the source of this 651-nucleotide messenger RNA. The record is from the annotation of a GenBank genome assembly. NCBI's taxonomy places the organism in Eukaryota, Viridiplantae, Streptophyta, Zygnematophyceae, Desmidiales, Closteriaceae.
AUGGCCUCCCCUAGCGUUCUCACCUUUGACGCUGAGGGUCGAGCAGUGGACUUUGAGGUCUGGGUAGAUGAUCUGCAGCUUUUCCUGCAGUGCGAUAGGGCAGAUGGCCUCUCCCUGUUUGACCUCACUUCUGGUGCCUCCCCUGCCCCUGCUGCUGAUGCUGACGCCACUGUUUGCUCACAGUGGGCCACGCACGAUGCUGCUGCUCGCCUUGCUGUGCGCCGCCACUUACCGACCACUGAGCGUGCACACUUUAGCCAGUACAAGAGUGCUCAUACCUUUCGGUCGGCACUGCGUCUGCCCCUGGCGGGAGACGCCGAACCGGCAAGGGCAAGGGGGGCAAGGGCGCUGGAGGGGCUGGAGGGGGCGGUGGAGGUGGUAGUGGAGGCAGUGGAGGGAGUGGGGGUGGUGGUGGGAGUGGUGCUGGGGGUGGCGGCGGCGGCGGCACCCGUGGAGGCGGCGGAGGCGGUGGAGGUGGCGGAGGGAGCGGAGGCAGCAGAGGUAGUGGAGGAGGCGGAGGUGGAGGAGGCGGCGGUGGCUGCGGAGGAGGCGGCGGCGGCAGAGGCGGCGGUGGUGGAGCGAGUCGUGACUCUACGCAGAGGAGUGGCGCCGGUGGUGGUCAGCGCCAGCAGCAGCAGCGGAGUGGUGUGA